Messenger RNA from Acipenser ruthenus (sterlet), 2523 nucleotides. RefSeq names its product radical S-adenosyl methionine domain containing 2 (gene rsad2). Gene Ontology annotation, biological process: defense response to virus; positive regulation of immune response. The record is from RefSeq and is a predicted model, not a curated record. NCBI's taxonomy places the organism in Eukaryota, Metazoa, Chordata, Actinopteri, Acipenseriformes, Acipenseridae. Gene Ontology annotation, cellular component: lipid droplet; mitochondrion; endoplasmic reticulum. The coding region runs from base 454 to 1503 and encodes 349 amino acids. Gene Ontology annotation, molecular function: 4 iron, 4 sulfur cluster binding; catalytic activity. The transcript has 6 exons.
GAGUUUCUGUUUUUUUUAGUAAAAUGCCAGACGUUUCGGUUUCCUUGUUAUACCCAAAACACAUUCCAACAUUUUCUUAUGUUCAAGUCGUCAAACAUUAAACUUCCUUCAAAAGUAUGUAUUAUUAUUAUUUAUCACAAAAUUACUUUUCCUAGAAAGCAUUCAUCAGCAUAACGAAUUAUAUAGAUUUCUAAAUACAUGAAGAGCAAAGCCGUGUUCUUCUGUUACUGUAUGUGUUAACAUACAUUGGUUUCAGAACAUCACUGGAGUGUAAAGUAAACAAGAUAUUUUCGAUAAAUGUUAUCAUAUUCGGUUUCGUUUUCAGCGCGCGGUUGCUCAUGUUUUAUAGCAACUCGUUUUUAGAAACGUCACCUGAUCAGAGGGUAUAAAAUAACACACCCUCUGCCACUUGCAGUAGAAAACAAACGAGCUUACAGUACUAACAGAGAAAAAAUGUUUUCCACAGAAAUAAAGGUACUCCUGCAAUUUUGCGUGGGCAGACUUUGCUGUAUCUUUGAAGGUGGGCUAGCUAAACUUUGCACUUGGCUUGGAAUAACAACACUGGUAUAUUACAGGAGAAUCGUUAAGUCAGAGGAGAAUGGUGCAGGAGAGACCCCCACCACUCCAACUCCAACCAGUGUAAAUUACCAUUUUACUCGCCAGUGCAACUAUACGUGUGGUUUCUGUUUCCACACUGCCAAAACAUCGUUUGUGCUACCGAUAGAAGAAGCCAAGACAGGUUUGCGGAUGUUAAAAGACUCAGGCAUGGAGAAGAUCAACUUUUCUGGAGGGGAACCAUUUUUGCAUCAGCGGGGCGACUUUUUGGGGAAGUUGGUGCAGUUCUGCAAGCAGGAACUGCGGUUACCAAGUGUCAGCAUUGUGAGCAAUGGAAGCCUGAUAACUGAGAAGUGGUUCCAGAAAUAUGGGGAGUACCUGGACAUUUUGGCAGUGUCCUGUGAUAGUUUUCAAGAGGAAACCAAUGCCUUGAUCGGCCGAAGGCAGGGGAAGAAGAGCCACCUGGAUAAUCUGCACAGAGUCAGGAGCUGGUGCAGUGAGUACAGAGUGGCUUUUAAAGUCAACUCUGUUAUUAACACCUUUAAUGUCAAGGAGGAUAUGAGAGACCAGAUCCGGGAACUUAAUCCUGUGCGCUGGAAGGUAUUUCAGUGUCUGGUUAUUGAUGGGGAAAAUGCUGGAGAGCAUGCCCUGAGAGAGGCUGAAAAGUUUGUGAUCAGUGAUGAAGAAUUUCAAGACUUCUUGGAUCGACACAGUGAAAUCACAUGUUUAGUUCCAGAAUCCAAUCAGAAGAUGAGGGAUUCUUACCUUAUCCUGGAUGAAUAUAUGCGAUUUCUGGAUUGCAGAGAGGGCAGGAAGGAUCCAUCCAAGUCCAUUCUCGAUGUGGGAGUGGAAAAUGCCAUACAGUUCAGCGGGUUCGAUGAAAAGAUGUUUCUAAAAAGAGGAGGAAAAUACGUUUGGAGCAAAGCAGAUAUGCGCCUUGAAUGGUGAUCUACCACUAGACUAACCGUUCCAGCAUAGGGUUUAUAUUGACAGUGUGCAGGGGUUUCUAUGCAGACUGUGUUUUCCAUCCACGAAUGUAUGUUUUAUGUUGAGGUUAAGAAAUGAGUUGUUAAUAUCAAUAAUUAUUUAUUAAUAAAAACAUUCCUUGCCUCAUGAGCUGUGGCUGACAGUUGAUUGUUACAGUUGUUUUCAUCUGUUUCUAGAAGCACAUUUGAAUCCCAUAGUGGAUAAUUAUACAGAAAAUGUGACCAUGUCUAGAUUGGACUCACAGGUUGUCCCAUUCAUUUGUGUAUAUACAAAAUAUAUCUUCUUUAUUUUUGUAUAAUAAGAAAGGUUGAAAGUACAAACCUUAAUAAAUCUGAUUAUAUCAGGUGUAAUGUGUACAAUAACAUACAGUAAAUUAAAUAUAAGUAUUUUAUAUAUAAUGGCAUAAUUUGUAAUGGGGUGUAUUGUGGUUGGUGAAUUUCUGGAUUUCAGAGAGGGCAGGAAGGAUCCAUCCAAGUUCAUUCUCAAUGUGGGAGUGGAGAAUGCCAUUCACUUCAGCGUGUUUGAUGAAAAGAUAUAGAUAUAGUUAUAGAUAUAGAUGAUCUUUGACUUUUGUGUAACAUCUGGCUGCAGAUGGAACUGGCAGCAUCCCCAGUUUGAUACUGGAAUAAGAUUUUACAGACUGGUUUCAAGUUCAGAUGAAAACAUACCACUAGACAAGCAUUUCAACAAGUCUUUAGUAAUGUCUUUAUAUGUUAUAACAAUAUAUUGGUUUGUUUUUAUACUGCUGUAUGUUUUAUGAUUAAGUGUUCAUGUAUGACUGAUUAUGCCAGUACUGUAUAUAAGGAAAAAAAGUGUUCUGUUUUCAUUUUACUGUAUUUUAAUGUAUUCUAUUUCACCUGUAAUUGUACAAAGUAAAUAUUUAAUAAUAUAUAAAUGUUUUGUUGUAGUGUUUUAUGGUUAUCAAUAAGUAUUAAGAAGUAUUUUGUAUUAGUCUUAAAUAAAAUACAAAUAAAAUACAAA